AUGCACCGCGCAAUCACUCCUCGCAGCCUGCGAGCGCAACUCGCCCGCGCCCACGCACCUCAGCACCUCGCCCAGCUCCGUCCGCUCAGCUCGUCGUCGCUCGACUCGCGCCGCGUCAAGGUCGUCGAGGUCGGCCCGCGCGACGGCCUGCAGAACGAGAAGGCCGUCAUCUCGACCGAUGUCAAGGUCGAGCUCAUCGAGCGGCUCGUCAAGGGCGGGCUGAGGUGUGUCGAGUCGGGGAGCUUCGUGAGCCCAAAGUGGGUCCCGCAAAUGGCGUCGACCGCCGACGUCCUCCAAUCGUCCCGCCUUUCCGCCCUGCGCUCGACGCACAAGGACCUUUCCCUCCCGGUGCUCGUGCCCAACAUCAAGGGCCUCGACUCGCUCCUCGCCCUGCCGCCCAACCUCACCGACGAGAUCGCCGUCUUCGUCUCGGCGUCCGAGGGCUUCUCGCGCGCCAACCUCAACUGCUCGGUCGCCGAGUCGCUCUCGCGCCUCGAGCCCGUCUUCCGCACCGCACGCGACCGAGGGCUCAAGGUGCGCGGGUACGUGAGCGUCGUGCUCGGGUGCCCGUUCGACGGCCGGGUCGAGCCGCAGCAGGUCGCACACGUGGCCAAGGCGCUGCGCGACCUCGGCGCGUACGAGGUCAGCCUCGGCGACACGAUCGGCGUCGGCGUGCCGAGAGGGUGGGACGAGGUCGUCGGAGCGUGUGAGCAGCAGGGUGUGCCCGCUCGACAACUCGCCGCACACUGCCACGACACGUACGGCACGGCGCUCGCCUCGAUCUUGCACUGCGUCUCGCAGCUCGGCAUCCGCACGGUCGACAGCUCGAUUGCGGCGCUCGGCGGCUGCCCGUACUCGCCCGGCGCGACGGGCAACGUCGCGACCGAGGACGUCCUGUACGCCCUCAGCGCGAGCGAGAUCCCGACGACGGUCUUGGCGUUCGACGAGCUGUGUCAGGUCGGCGAGUGGAUUAGCGCCGAGCUCGGGAGGGAGAACGGGAGCAGGGUCGGCAAGGCGAUGAAGGGCAGGAGGGAGCGCGACGCGGCCAAGCGGGAGAAGCAGAAGGCCAAGCUGUAGAGGGUCCGAGAGCGAGUCGAGCUGCAACUCGCGUGACUCUCACAUUC
Molecule: messenger RNA, 1124 nt
Organism: Rhodotorula graminis WP1
Lineage: Eukaryota; Fungi; Basidiomycota; Microbotryomycetes; Sporidiobolales; Sporidiobolaceae
Exons: 4
Coding region: 1-1077 (358 amino acids)
Biological process (GO): L-leucine catabolic process; ketone body biosynthetic process
Molecular function (GO): hydroxymethylglutaryl-CoA lyase activity
Source: RefSeq, a predicted model, not a curated record